GUGACCCAAUGUAAUGUUCCCAUACCAAGUGUUACGCAAUUUAAUGUACCACUGCCUAAUGUGAACAUCCAUUCUGAUGUGGCUCCCAGCCGAAUGCAACCUGAUGGUAGUCAGUCUUUGCCACCCUAAGCAUGCGAUAAGGCUUGGGAAGUGAGUACGCCUGCCAGACAGUGUGUUGCCCCUCAGACUGGCAUGGGAGCUGGUUGGUUGUCCACUGGGCUCAUCGGGUCACACCCACAGCAACGUAAACAGGAUAAGGACAACUCUUAUAAGCAACACCACUGUCCCUUCUGUAAUAAGCAGUUUCGAAGAAAGGACCACCUCACUCAACAUAUCCGUAUUCACACCGGCGAGAAACCAUACUCCUGUCCCCGUUGUGGACGAGGCUUCAAUCAGAAAAGUCCACUGAUGUAUCACAUGAGUAUUUGCCAUUAAAGUUGGGAUCAGGUUGUAUGUGACCUUUUGUGACAAAGAGGCCAUAAUGUAUGUUGACACAUGAAUAUCCUUUUUUGUUUUGUACUUUUAUAACGGGAUUGUGCAGAUAAAAGAUUACACAUGAUCUGGAAGAAACACAAGUUUUUCUCCCCCCCCCUCCCCCCUGAGCUCUCUUGUAAUAACAGGGUUGAUGACAAAGCUUUACUGACUGUGGCACUAGAACUUUUAACAAAUGGAUGGCUCUAGAAAUAUUUUGUGCUUAUGCCUUUUAGACAGUGAAUCUUAGCUUGAUUAGCAUAUUUCUGUACUGACACCAUACUUCUGCCUUAUAGAAUUUUAUGUUUUCAUUGUAUAGUGGACAGUUAGCCUUCGUUCGUAACAUUUGGAUGGAAGGAGUAGAUGUAAUAAAGACAUUCUGACUGCAAGCAGUCAUUAUAGGUUAUCGUAAUAUUUAAGAUGAUGAUCGUGGGUGUGUGACUAGGCUUUGCCGUGUGUUGCAGGGUGAUGGUGGUAUGGGUGGAUUGGCUGUCAAGCUACCACACCUCUGGCUGUCGGGAGGGUCAGGCAUAGGAAGCCACCCGCAGUCCAUGCCACAGCAGCACCAGCAUCCACAUCAGCAACGCCACCAGCAGGGACUACCUGACCCCCGCCCAUAUGCUUGCUCCUUCUGUGGUCGUCGUUUCAAGCGCUCUGAUCACCGACGACAGCAUGAGCGGCUGCACACAGGCGAAAAGCCCUAUGGCUGCCCACGAUGUGGUGCCAAAUUUGCCCAACAAAGUGGUCUUCAUUAUCAUAAAAUUAAUGCCUGUCGUGAAGAGCCACAUGUUGGCACAUAGUUGAUGCUCAUGCUUAUGUGAGCACUCAGUAUACUACAGUUAGGUAUAGUUAGAAUACCAGAUAUGUUAUUUACAAUAGAGAAGGUUUUUUUCUUACCUUUUUUAUGCGUGUGUGAAAGCAAGGAUACAUUUUUUCCUCAAAAUUAGAAAAGCAUAUCCUGGGAUGCAAAUUAUUUGGUGUUUGUCUCAUGAAUUGUUUACUAAUUUUAUUAUGAUUAGUUAGCAGAAUAUGAAGAUUGGAAAUGGGAGAAUGUGAUUAUAAGUCAUUUAUUUUUUUAUUGGUACUUUUUAAAUAGACUCAUGACCAUGAAAUUCAGGAUUUGAAUGUAUGAAUUGUAUAAGUAAAAAAUAAACUGUAUCAGAGCUAAGAAAGAGUUCAGGAAAAUGUCGUGAUUACUGUGACAGCUGCUGAUGUUGGGUGGAUCUGUAAUUAG
Molecule: messenger RNA, 1705 nt
Organism: Penaeus vannamei (Pacific white shrimp)
Lineage: Eukaryota; Metazoa; Arthropoda; Malacostraca; Decapoda; Penaeidae
Source: RefSeq, a predicted model, not a curated record